This is a messenger RNA of Prorocentrum cordatum, 843 nucleotides long. Lineage: Eukaryota; Dinophyceae; Prorocentrales; Prorocentraceae. The record is from the annotation of a GenBank genome assembly.
AUGCUCGCCGGCAGGCCCCUGUUCCCGGGCAAGAGCGACCUGGACCAGCUGUUCAUGCACGGUGGCGGACCCGUGGUCCACGACGCGCUCGGCCCCCUGACGCCCCGGCAGGCGGCGCGGUGCCUGGACCUCACCGGGUUCGUGCGCUUCCCGGAGGUGGCGGAGCGGCAGACGCUGGCGAAGCGGCUCGGGCGCGCCGCCUCGGAGGAGGACUCUCGGACGCGCGCUUCCUGUCGCGCGCGCUGGCCGUGGACCCGUCCGAGCGGGUCAGCGCGAAGACCGCCCUGUCCACCGCGUGGCUGCGGAUCGGCGCCGGCGGGAGCGCGGACAGUGACAGGACAGACGCGCCGCCAGCCCGAGGCGCCGGGGGCGGCGCCCGGGGCGCCUGCGCAGCUGCCGCCCGCCCGGCGGGAGGCGUCGCAAGAUCCUGGGCGACGCCACCAUCGAGGAAUCCGUCCUAGAGGACGGAAGAAUCCAUCCUGGAGGAGUCGGUUCGCGAGGAAGACGGCGCCAGCCGGGACGCCGACGGGGCGGCGGUUUCGGCCAUGGUCGCCACGAGCGGCUCGGUGGGCAUCGCGGGCGCAGCGGCGCGCGGGCAGGUGCAGGACGGACGGCGUGGCGCCAGGAGGGCCCCUGGGCUGGCCAACGGACGACUCGGCGGCCUCCACGGGCGAGAGCCCGGCGCCAGCGCAGCGCGAGAUCUGCGAGGAAUCGAUCGAGGAGGACGGCGUCGUCCACGCCGUCUCCUCGGACAGGCAGGUCGGCGAGUCCCUGGCUCCGGUGGAGGACAUGAGGAGGGCCUCGUCAGGCCGGCCUCCACGGACCUGCAGGACGAGUCCCUAG